GGAGGGGAACGGGGAGGCGGAGGAGUGCGGCUCGGUGCGGAGAGGUCGGAGCUGGAGUUGUAGCCGCACGCCAUGCGGGUGCCGCUCGCCCUCCUGGUGCUGGCGCUACUGGAGCUCCUCCGCAACUCGGGCUCCGGAGGGGAGCAGCCGCCCGCAGUGCCUUCACCAACAAAGCCUCUAGUAACAUCUGAAAAUUUCAAAACUAUCUUCAAUUGGCAGUAUCCACCUAUGUCUGAAACUCCUCGUUUUACAGUGGAAAUCAAACCUUACAAUUUGGGUACCUAUAAGAACGUCUCAACUUGUGUGAACAUUUCAGCUCAUUUUUGUGAUGUCUCAAGGGAAAUAAGUCAUCCUUUGGACUCUUACUGGCUUCGAGUUAAAGCUCUUCUUGGGUCACAACAGUCUGAGUAUGUUGAGUCAAAAGAGUUUAUUUUGCAAAGGCAUGGAAAAAUAGGACCACCAAAACUGAAGCUCUCGAGACACAGUGAUAAAAUCGUGGUUGAUAUUUACCAUCCUCCAUUCCCAUCUGUGGAGCUUCUUCCUCGGACCGAAGAAAUUAAUUUGGAUCCCAUGUACUCAGUCACUUUUUGGAACAGUAAAAAUGAGACUAAAGAAUUGUUCCCUGAAGACAACUGUACGGUGUAUAAAUGUACUCUUGAGAUCCCAGUUCCUGCUGAAGAUUCCUCUUACUGUGUUAGAGCAAGGGGAGAAUUUUAUGGCAAUCUGAUGAUUGGCGCUCCAUCAGAAAAAAGCUGCAUUGAUGUUUCUUUCAAGCAGAAAUUCAGCAUGCAACAUAUCAUCAUUCCGUGUGCUGUAAUUUUGAGCCUGAGUCUAAUAUUGUCAGUAUUUUGUGGCUGCAAGAAGAUAAGGAAGAGGAACAUAACGCUGCCUAAGUCUUUGGUCAGCGUGAUAAGAAACCUGAACACUGACAGCAUUCUAGACUCAAAAUCAGAAGCAAAAUACAUAUAUGUAGUAGACGUCUUGCCAUCCCCUUCAGGGUUGCCAGAGAAUGAUGAAGUAAUCUCGCUGGAGGGAGAGCCAAAAGAAGAAACUGUUAGUCCUGAGAAUUCCACUGAAGGAUCCUCUUCUGUUCCUUCCCCAGAGGCACCAGUGAAAGCAGAAAAGGUCCCUGUGCAGGAAAGCACAGAGGAAGUAUCUUGUGAUGAUGAACACAGUCACAAAGUAAAAGAGAGUUACUUUGUUUCUGACAGUAGCCAAAGUGAAAUGUGCACUAAUUCUUCAGAUCCAGAGGUUUCUGCUGCAGAAAUACAACAAUUGGUCAUUCCGAGCAGCUGUCUCCAGUUUUCAGGCUAUGACAAGCCUCAUGUUCCCUUAGAUACAUUUAUAGAUGUUGGUGAAGAACAACCUGUGAUUGCUUACAGGCCGACAGAAUAACCAGGAUACCUGAAGUUUUCUACCAGCACUCAGGAAGAACAGCAUUACUGAAGAUCAGGGAAAGUCUGGGUUAUAUUGUGAGCAUCUACAAGUUGUACUUGUUCUGAUCCAAAUAGAGUAGCCUUACUACAGUUGGAUCUUGAAAUGAGACUGAAAGUAGUGCCUAAGAACAGCAUAAAAAAGGGGGAGACUCUUCAUAAUACUUCCAGAAAUGUUCAAGUAUAUGACAUAACUCACUAUUUCCUAUUUGGAACCAUAGAAUCACAGAAUCGUUUGAGUUGAAAGGACCUUAGAGAUCAUCCAGUUCCAACACUCCUGUGUGGGCAGGGACACCUCCUACUAGACCAGGUUGCCCAAAGCCCCAUCCAGCCUGGCCUUGAACACUUCUAGGGAUGGGGCAUCCACAUCUUCCUUGAGCAACCUGUUCCCAGUGUCUCACCACCUUUACACUGAAGCAUUUAUUCCUAAUGUCUAACUUAAAUGUAACCCUCUUCCAGUUUAAAGCCAUUCCCCAUCAUCCUGUCACUACAUGGCCUUGUAAAAAAUCUCUCCCCAGCUUUCUUUUGAUCCAGUCUGGGAUAUGGUUGGAUCUCUGGCCUACAAGUGCAUAUGGCCAGCUCAUGUUGAGCUUCUAAUCACCAGCACACCAAGUCCUUCUCCUUAAGAGGCUGUAUUCAAUCCAUUUCGACCUAGCCUGUAAUUGUACUUGGGAUUGCCACAACCAUGAGGUUGGCAUGGGCCCAGCUCUCAAGCCUGUCAAGGUCCAUCUGGAUGGCUUCCCUUCCCUCAUGUUAACUGCAUCACACAGCAUGGUUUCAUCAUCUCACUUGCUGAGGGUGCACUCAAUUCUGCUGUCCUUGUCACUGACAGGAGGAUCAUUAGUGCCAGUCCCAGUACCAGCCAAUUUGAAAUGGUGCUCUCUAGCAUGUUGACUUCACUACAGUUUGGUGCUCUCAGCAGACCUGCUGAGCUUGCAUUUGGUUCCACUCUCCCGUGUUGCCAGCAAAGAUGUUAAACAGCACUGGGCCAAGUACUGACCCUUGAGGUACUCGGCACACGUCUGCAUUUGGACACUGAGCACUUGAUGACAGCUCUCAGGGUGUGAUCAUCCUUCAUCAAGACAGGUCACCUUCCCCUGCCUCCCAGAACAGGACUGGCUUGGCUGCUCCAAGUUUUUUGUGGACUGUCACUGGGACCCUGGACUUGGGCACUUCUGUCUGCUGCUGAGGACAGUUGGAAACUUUUCUGGUUGGGAAGUAGUUACAAACUGAGGAGUAUUGGUUCUGUGCGUAGAUAUUUUUAUACAUUUGUAAUUCACCAUCGUUAUUUUUAUUAUUACUUCAUUAAACCUUUUUUAGCUUGU
This is a messenger RNA of Calypte anna (Anna's hummingbird), 2758 nucleotides long. RefSeq names its product interferon gamma receptor 1 (gene IFNGR1). The record is from RefSeq and is a predicted model, not a curated record. Gene Ontology annotation, molecular function: cytokine receptor activity; cytokine binding. The coding region runs from base 73 to 1395 and encodes 440 amino acids. The transcript has 7 exons. NCBI's taxonomy places the organism in Eukaryota, Metazoa, Chordata, Aves, Apodiformes, Trochilidae. Gene Ontology annotation, cellular component: membrane.